Messenger RNA from Cylindrotheca closterium, 375 nucleotides. The record is from the annotation of a GenBank genome assembly. NCBI's taxonomy places the organism in Eukaryota, Bacillariophyta, Bacillariophyceae, Bacillariales, Bacillariaceae.
AUGGAAUUUAACGUAUUCCAUGGGGUAAAGGCUGACAGCCUCACUGCCAAAGAAAAGAAAAUGUCCGCGAACAUGAUCAACAUAAUUGAAGAAAAGGUGAACAGAGGACACACACCAGAGAAUCCUAUUUUGAGAGCCAGAAGCGUGAUGGAGGGAAGAGUACAGCGCGGGCUAUACUUGAAGGAAGAGACAGCAUCUCCAAAGGUAUCACUUGACGCUUUCCUGUUGACAAGCAUUAUCGAUGUCAUUGAAAACAGAGACAAGGCGAUUACAGACGUAAAGGGAGCGUACUUACACGCCAAAAUGAAAGACAAGGUCAUUAUGAAAUCACAGGACCGGAGGUGGAUAUUUUCUGCAACAUUGACAAAACUCUAA